UUCAGUGCAGCGCUCAAGUACACAAUACCGAUCUAUCAGUCAACUGAUAGUCUGAUAGAUCUCGUGGCCAUGGAUCCCAAGCUUUUCAUUUGGCGGGAGAUUUCCCCUUCAGACUCUUUCUAAUUUCACAUCUAGGGCUAAAUCCACGCUCAGCCCCAACCCUUUCUCUCUCUCUCUCUGUUUUGUUUGUGUGUAAAUUUCUAGGGCUAAUCUUCUGCUCACACGAACGCUUCAAAAACAGUCAUGGAGGACCUUCCUCCACCUUCCGAAACCUCCGCGCCGCGCCCCCAGAAGAGGACUAGGGUUCAGGCUCAGACUAGCGAGAACCAAGCUAGUAAGGCGAAUGGUGCUGGUGCCGAGAACCGUGAGCGGACCAGCGAAGCAAGUGACCAGACGGGCCGGGAGAGUUCGCCGGACGAUUUCGAAGAGGCUCGUCCUGGGGCUAAGCGAAAUCGUGCCUAUGAAGGAACUUCGGGCUCGGCUCACAAAGCCACCGACCAGAGCUUGAUUGAGGUCAUCAAAAGUAAUGGGAAACUUAUUCCUCAAGCGGUCAAACUUUGGGUUGAGCGAUAUGAAAAGGAUCGAAAACCUGCAAUGGUUGAACUCUUGACGAUUCUGUUUGAGGCAUGUGGAGCUAAGUAUUAUAUCAAAGGAGACUUCCUUGAUGAGACAGAUGUUGAUGAUGUUGUGGUUGCUCUUGUCAAUCUUGCUAGAAGAGGAGAAGUUGAAGAUUAUCAAAAUUCAAAAAAGAAGGAUUUUAAGAACUUCAAAGAUAAUCUUGAAUCAUUCUGGGACACUUUGGUUCGUGAGUGUCAACAUGGGCCGUUAUUUGAUCAGGUUUUGUUUGACAAGUGCAUGGACUAUAUAAUUGCACUAUCUUGCACUCCUCCAAGAGUUUACCGUCAAGUUGCUUCAUUGAUGGGCCUCCAACUUGUCACAUCCUUCAUAACUGUUGCUAAAAUGCUUGGUGCACAGCGUGAAACUACUCGUAGACAGUUGGAUGCUGAAAAGAAGAAACGAACUGAGGGCCCUCGUGUGGAGUCACUAAAUAAAAGAUUCUCAACGACUCAUGAAAAAAUUACAGUGUUAGAGGAGAUGAUGCGCAAGAUAUUUACAGGGUUAUUUGUCCAUCGUUACAGAGACAUUGACCCAAACAUUCGAACAUCAUGCAUACAGUCACUUGGUGCAUGGGUUUUGUCAUACCCUUCUCUGUUCUUGCAGGAUUUGUAUUUAAAGUAUCUUGGGUGGACACUAAAUGAUAAAAAUGCUGGUGUAAGAAGAGCUUCUAUCAUUGCAUUGCAAACUCUUUAUGAAGUGGAUGAUAAUGUGCCUACUCUUGGUUUAUUUACUGAAAGAUUUUCAAACCGGAUGAUCGAGCUUGCUGAUGACAUUGAUGUUUCUGUGGCUGUCUGUGCCAUAGGACUUGUAAAACAACUACUAAGACACCAACUUAUACCUGAUGAUGACUUGGGUCCUUUAUAUGAUUUACUGAUUGAUGAUCCACCAGAAAUUAGGCAUGCCAUAGGAGCAUUAGUUUAUGAUCACCUGAUUGCUCAAAAGUUCAAUACCUCCCAGUCUGGCACAAAAGGCGAUGAAAGCAGUUCUUCAGAGGUCCAUCUUGGCAGAAUGUUGCAAAUAUUGAGAGAGUUUUCAACGGAUCCAAUAUUAAGUGUCUAUGUCAUUGAUGAUGUUUGGGAGUACAUGAAGGCUAUGAAGGAUUGGAAGUGUAUUAUCUCCAUGCUCUUGGAUGAGAAUCCAUUGAUUGAGCUUACUGAUGAGGAUGCGACAAACUUGGUACGGCUUCUUUGUGCAUCUGUCAAAAAGGCUGUUGGAGAGAGGAUUGUUCCUGCCACUGACAAUCGCAAGCAAUAUUACGCUAAAGCUCAAAAAGAAAUAUUUGAAAACAACAGACGAGAUAUAACUGUUGCCAUGUUGAAGAACUAUCCAUUGCUAUUACGCAAAUUCAUGGCAGAUAAAGCGAAAGUGCCAUUACUAGUUGAGAUUAUUUUGUAUACCAACCUUGAGCUUUAUUCCUUGAAGAGGCAGGAGCAGAAUUUUAAAAAUGUCCUGCUGCUUAUGAAAGAGGCAUUUUUUAAGCAUGGUGAGAAGGAGGCACUGAGAUCCUGUGUCAGGGCUAUAAACUUUUGUUCAACUGAGAGCCAAGGGGAGCUGCAGGAUUUUGCCCGUAAUAAAUUAAAGGAACUUGAGGAUGAACUUACUGCUAAACUUAAAGCUGCAAUCAAAGACGUAGUGGAUGGUGAUGAUGAAUAUUCUCUCCUUGUGAAUUUGAAAAGGUUGUAUGAGCUUCAAUUGUCAAGGGCUGUGCCUAUGGAGAGCUCAUAUGGAGACAUAGUCAUGGUUCUCAGUAGAUUUAGAAAUUUGGAAGAUGAGGUUGUCAGUUUUCUUCUUCUGAACAUGUAUUUGCAUUUGGCGUGGUGUCUGCACUCCAUCGUAAAUAGUGAAACCGUCUCUGAAGCAUCUUUAUCUUCUCUACUAUCUAAACGCAAUACCUUUUUUGAGCAACUUGAGUACUUUCUCAACACCUUGACUGAUGUGGAGGAAGUGGGUAAACGUGGAAAUCAGCUAGCUUGUAGGGUUUGUACUAUACUUGCCGAAGCAUGGUUUUUGUUCAGAAGGACAAAUUAUUCUUCAACGAAAUUGGAAAGAUUAGGAUAUUGUCCGGAGAAAUCUAUUCUUGAGAAGUUCUGGAAACUUUGUGAACAACAGCUCCAUAUUUCAGAUGAGACAGAAGAUGAAGAUGUGAACAAAGAGUAUAUUGAGGAGACAAAUAGAGAUGCAGUCAUGAUUGCUGCUGCAAAGUUGGUUGCUAGUGAUGCAGUUCCUAAGGAGUAUCUUGGUCCUGAGAUUAUUUCUCAUUUCGUGAUGCAUGGAGCAGGUGUGGCAGAGAUUGUUAAGAAUCUAAUCACUGUUCUAAAGAAAAAAGAUGAUGAUCUUUCCAAUAUCUUCCUUGAAGCUCUGAAAAGGGCCUACCAUCGACAUAUGGUGGAACUUUCCACAAGUGACGUUGACCCCUUGACUAGCAAGUCUUUCCUCGAAUGUAAAGAUCUUGGUACUAGGCUUUCUGGAACUUUCAUGGGUGCUGCUCGGAACAAGCACAGAUCGGACAUCUUAAAAAUUGUCAAGGAUGGUCUUGAUUAUGCUUUUGUAGAUGCUCCAAGGCAGUUGUCAUUUUUGGAAGGUGCUGUGCUCCAUUUUGUAUCCAAACUUCCUACAUCCGAUGUGCUUGACAUUAUAAAGGAUGUCCAAAAACGUACAGAGAAUGUAAAUACAGAUGAAGAUCCCAGUGGCUGGCGCCCCUAUCACAUGUUUGUCGACACGUUGCGUGAGAAGUAUGCAAAGAAUGAAGGUUUUCAAGAUGAGAAAGAAGGAGCAGUCGUAAGACGCAGGGGUCGUCCUCGUAAGCGGCGUAACAUAGAGGGAAAGAGACUAUUUGAUGGGCACGGUUCCAGUGACGAAGAGGAUUCAAUUAGUGCAUCGGACCGAGAAGAAGCUCAAGAUGAAGAUGAAGAGGAAGACGCUCCUUUGAUUCGUUCGAUUAGGCCUUCAUCCAAGUUGAGAUCAUUGAGACUCUCAAGAGAGGAAAAUAAAGGCCAGACAAGGACAUGAGAUUCCGGAAGAGCUACAGGUAAUUUAGCCACAUCUAGAACAUCAGGGGCCUCCAUCUAGUGACUAAAAACUCAAGAUUGCACCUUGUAUAUAAAGGGCAUAGCACUGUAGGUAUAAGUUGUAGAAAAUAGUUUUGGAGCAUUACCAUAUUUUCUCUCCUAGGUUUUGGUGAUUUAUUUUCUUGUUUUUGGGUGCUCAGGUUGGGCGGUCAUGUACCAAGUGAAAAAAAAAUUGUUAACAAUUCAAAGAUCAUUGCCUUGUUGCCGCA
Corylus avellana is the source of this 3895-nucleotide messenger RNA. It is a transcript of the gene SCC3, whose product is annotated as sister-chromatid cohesion protein 3. NCBI's taxonomy places the organism in Eukaryota, Viridiplantae, Streptophyta, Magnoliopsida, Fagales, Betulaceae. Gene Ontology annotation, cellular component: cohesin complex; nucleus; chromatin. Gene Ontology annotation, molecular function: chromatin binding. Gene Ontology annotation, biological process: sister chromatid cohesion. The record is from RefSeq and is a predicted model, not a curated record.